Sitophilus oryzae (rice weevil) is the source of this 1245-nucleotide messenger RNA. Its product is annotated as mitochondrial import inner membrane translocase subunit TIM50-C-like. NCBI's taxonomy places the organism in Eukaryota, Metazoa, Arthropoda, Insecta, Coleoptera, Curculionidae. The record is from RefSeq and is a predicted model, not a curated record. Bases 93 to 1175 code for a protein of 360 amino acids. Gene Ontology annotation, molecular function: phosphoprotein phosphatase activity. The transcript has a single exon.
CAACUAUUCUUUUUUUUUAUUGUCAACUUCUGUCAUCUAUCAUUUAAUCAUUUCAUUAAAAUUCAUGUUCUUGCAACAAGAAAUUAUUAAAAAUGUCUCUGAAUAAGGCAGCUCAUUUGUAUAAACAGUUAUCUGUUUAUAAGCGCAAGAAAUUGUUUUUCAAUAACUUUAAUUACUAUAAAUAUAUUUCUAAAAUCUUUUGGUACAACUGCAGUUCUAAAGUAACAUCUUCAGUGUUAACUAAUAUCGAUAGACCAUUUCAAGAUAAAAAGAUUGAUUUAACUAGCGAAAAUAGUGGACCAGAUGAAAAGGACAGUUCUAUAAAACACAUGAAAUAUUCUCUUUUGUUUCUGGGAAUAUCGUCAGCCAUUUUUGGAUCAUAUGUUAUAUUUUAUUUUGGCGCUCCAGAAGUAGAUGAAAAGGGUGAAGUAAUUCCAGAUGAUUAUACUCCUAUGCCGUUGUGGAAACAGUAUAUUUUGAGGGGAAUAAAACAACUAGAAAAAUUUGCAGUUCUAAUUCAAGAACCUUCAAGGGAAAAACUGUUGCCAGAUCCACUGGCUUAUCCUUACUACCAGCCUACCUAUACUUUAAUUCUGGAAUUUACAGAUGUUCUAGCUCAUCCCGAAUGGCAGUAUCAAACCGGCUGGAGAUUUAAAAAACGUCCCGGUGUAGAUUAUCUCUUAGAAAAUUUGGUGGGCCUGUACGAAAUUGUAGUGUUUACUGCCGAACCUGGUAUGACAAUUUUUCCUGUAAUUGAAGCCCUUGAUCAGAAAAGUCUAAUAUCUUAUAAACUCGUUCGAGAUUCAACUCAUUUUGUUGAUGGUCAUCACGUAAAAAAUUUGGAUAGAUUAAACAGAGAUCUUAGUAAAGUCAUUGUGGUCGAUUGGAAUACUCAGUCUGUUAAAUUCCAUCCAGAUAACCAUUUCGUUAUCGACAGAUGGAAUGGAAAUGAUGAAGAUAAAAUAUUAAUUGAAUUAACUGAUUUUUUGAAAACGAUUGCCGAGACAAAUAUUACUGAUGUUCGAGAAGUUGUCCAGUUUUAUAAACAAUUUGAUAAACCGCUUGAUACUUUUAAACAAAAGCAAAUAGAGUAUUAUGAAUCACAGCAAAAAUCGGAAAAGCCUCGAGUUCAACCAAAGGAAUCAUUUUUAAAGUUGUGGAAUCUAUUAUUAUAAUCUUAAAAUUUAUGUAUAAAUGUAUAAAAAGCGAUGUAUUAAUAAAUACAUUAUGUUUUACUUUUUUUAA